Tuber aestivum (summer truffle) is the source of this 3767-nucleotide messenger RNA. The record is from the annotation of a GenBank genome assembly. Lineage: Eukaryota; Fungi; Ascomycota; Pezizomycetes; Pezizales; Tuberaceae.
GCUACGCUUGACAGAAUCAAAAACCGUAAUCGUGGUUGCUCGGUCCCGUUGACAUUGUCAUUAUCGCCAUUUAUGGUUUUGUUACCUGCUUCGCCUUUGUUACCUCUUUAACUACUGCCUCUCGCCCCUGCUAUUGCUUCCAGCUGCACUUGCUUACUACCUUGCUACCGCUGCUGCUGUUCAUACAGUUAUCAGCUAUUCCUACUACCUACUAUCAUACCAGAUACUCGUAUUGCUGGCUACUCCUGGCUGCUGGCCCUUUACUACUUGAAUCUGCCUCUCCAGUCCUUCAGGAGCCGGGCAGCCCUUUGUGUGUGAGAGCUUGUGUGUGUGGUGUGUGGCCCGAGUGUGGUUUGGACAUCGCAAUUCGUUGGUGCUUUUUUCUCUUUAUUUCCUUUUUCCAUCCUUUCGUUCAUACCUCGUCUUUCAGGUACGGAAUACUUGACUUCGAGCUGGUCGCUGUCGCCACCGUACCCGGAGCAUCUCUUAGCCUGCCCCUGGUCAGAUUCAGCCGGUUGGGAGUACCUGUACAUCCGCCUCCUGGCAGAUUUUGCGGGAUCAUCGGUAUCGCGGGUUCUCGGGAUUCCCCACCUCUUUUUCUGACGAACACCUCUUAUUUUUAAAAAGUGAACAACCUUCAAAGCCCGGUCUCCCACUAUACAGAGUUCAGGGUCAACAAACCUCCGUAAGGUAUGCUGACUAUUGCGACCAAAUUUUCGCUCAGCCUGAAUCUUCUAUAAGCGGCUCUCUCCAUUUUCCUUCUUUCUCUCCCUCUCUUUCUCUCUCUCUCCCUCUCCCUCUCUCUUUAAAAAUUACAUCGUUACUUUUUAUUUUUUUCGCUCUGUUGCGUCUUCGGUAUAAAAGCCACUAUCCUAUACUAUAAUUCGACCUCUCAACAAGUUCGCCUUGGUGGGUGUCAGCCAUCUUUUUCUUUUUAUCUCUUCCCCUCCGCUUCCCAUUUCCCUCAUGCUUCGCUGCUUCCAUUGCUCCCCCUUCAACCGCCCACAAUUUCUAUUCCUUCCUUUGAGCAGACGUGUUCUAUACUUGAACCCCUGCUUGAGAUUGUUCCACAUUGUGGAUGUUUAGUUUCACUGCGCCCCGCCUCCCGUCCGGCAUAGAUGACUUUUUUUAAUCCUCCUUGAAGGGAUCCUCAUUUUUGUUUAGCAGCAAGAAGUCGAUAUUCUACAUAUCCUAGCUUUCGCUCUGGCUGCAAUCGCCCAGAAAUGAGGGUUAGAGUCGCUCUGCGGUCAUGUGGCCGAUACCUAUCGUUAAUGUUAUCUCUCUCAUAACAAGGGAAUCGCUACCAAGUUUUCCACGUUAAAGCGCAUCUGACACGACACCGAAUUUUUCCACUAACGCUAUUUUACCCAAUAGAAAGAACAAAUAAACAACACAAAUAUAACAGAUAAGAUAACCUGCCGAACUAUUCACAACUUGGACGGGAUUUUUUUAUAUAUAUUAAAGACUUUGGCGUUUCGGCUCUCCGUUGGCUGCAUGGACGUUUCUCCACACGAUCGUGGGCGCAAAAGAGCAAUGGCUACCACUAUGACCAUGGCACCAUCUGCAUCGUCAACACUUUCUGGGGCUGACCAGUCCCUUCCACCGUUGCAUCAGGUGCAGUGAUGUUGGCCCUGAUUGUUCGAUGCUUGACGACUGACUUGUAGUGUAAGGCUAUACCUGAAUUUUACUCUCAUCUUCCAGGCGAGAUGCACUCCUCUGGUUCCUGGGGCUCAAUACCCCGCAGGAUAGCUGAUCGAGACUCACCGUCAUCUCGAUCGGCUCGACGUAUAUCGCAAAGCCCAGCGAGUGCCGUUUCCGAGACCUCUACAAGUAUGCCCGGUUUCUCAUCACCUCAAUGGCGAAGGGCUAGUGCUGCUCCGGCCUGCCCUGUUCGAAAUGUACCUCUAACAGGUGGUCGGGCAGUCACGACGCCGAGCGACCCAGAAGCUCGUUAUGAUGCUCCAAGCUAUGCGUUACCGCCUUCAGUGGUGGAUCAGAGACGAAUAAGCAUUAUAUCAUCGUCAGCUCCGUCGUCAUUCGGUGCUGAGAAUAGGCAGAGCCCCUACCUCCCGUCUGUGGAAUCACUGGCAUCCUCUCGGGGUUCCUCGUUCGAGAUAGACUCUUCGGAGCGGUCACAGGCUUCUGUAACGCUACCCUCAUUAUUUACGCAUUCUCAAAGCCAUGCCCAACCUCCGCAGCAGGGUACUCAAAUUAACUCACCUAUUGACACUGAAAUGCGAUACCAAUCGUCACCUCAGGAUCAGCAUCUGCGAUACUCUGGGCGCCCCACGGCCCCAACAGCGGCCUCCUCCUCCUCUUCUUCUUACCGCGCUCCAUCACCAGGACACCAUUAUCCCUCGCCUCAUUACUACCAUUCACCACAUAACCAAUCGCAGCGGAUAGAGGGGGGUGCAAAUUUCGGGCUAGGGCACCCGAUGAUGGUCGACAGCAGAUCACCAUUCUCGACUGGAAACCAUCCAGUCGACAUGGCUAUUGACCAUUUUGACCAUGGACGCCCAGGCAAGAGGCGACGAGGGAAUCUCCCCAAACACGUCACCGACCUACUCCGAGGGUGGCUGAACGACCACCUGCACCAUCCCUAUCCCACGGAGGACGAGAAGCAGAUGCUGAUGCAACAGACGGGCUUAAAUAUCAAUCAAGUGAGUUCAACGAAUCCUUUGAAUACGAUGAUCACACCUGCUUACAAAAAAACACUUAGGUGAGCAACUGGUUUAUAAAUGCCCGUCGACGCAGAUUACCCAGCAUCACAAACGCUGGCCGUGUAGAACCUGACCAGAAGCUCCCGCACACUAUGGGAAGCAUGAGCCAUGGUCAGUGAUGGAAAAAUGAGCUCAGUUCACGGAACCUGGGAAAGUUUCCUUCGGAUAUUGAGCUGUUCGGAGGACACCCAGAGCCUAGAACAAACACCUUCAUUUUAGAAUCAUGAUACAAAACCCCAGUACAGGAUGAGAGGGAUGUUCUCAUGAAUGCUAGGGGGUCCUAUGCAUCUUGUAAUAACCUUUUCCUUGGUUUUUUCCUUGUUUCUUUUUGCUCAAGAUCAAAAGCGAUUUCGAAUAUUGGGUUAUCGGGUUUCUGACUGUUCUGUGUUACUACUGAUAUCUACCUUCUUAUACUUGCAUCUAUUUCUAGUUUACUCUUUUUCUAUUAUCUCAAUAUCCUCAUACUUGAAUAUUUUAUACAGGGUGCAUAUCGGAGCAUGCAAUUGCGGUGGGAGGGUGUGUGUCUAUGUUUCUGUGUUUUAUCUCUUAUCACGGGGCGCGAAGAAUAGGAUUUCACUCUGUUGUCGACACGCAGGGGUAUUCCUUUUUUUCCCCUUCCUUCUUCUCUUGCGUGUUUUCACUGUGUAGUCAUGUUGUUCUUCACUAUGUGUGUGGUGGGGGGCUUUGUCUUUCUCGCUCCUGUCUUCGUUUACUUACUUCGUUCCCGUGUUGUAUAUGUCUUGAUCAGGAGCAGAGCCCGCCGAUGGAUUCUGCACCACAUCUCCGUUUCAUUAUCGCACCAAGCUAGCAGCGUACGCUUUAUCCGUUAGAGUCCUUUCCCUUACCGAAUUGGUCAACUUUCCAGGAGUGAGGGCCAUUUCAUCGAUCAUAUCUGUUGAUCCGGAUUUAUUCCAACUUUUUUUUGUUUGAGGUUGAUUCGAAAUGAUGAUUGUUUAUCACAGUUGUACGAAAUGCAUGGGAACCAGUAGACAGGCAGCUAGCUCUGAAGUAUUUUUAGGAGGGGAAUAGAACACCUAUCACGCACAC